Molecule: messenger RNA, 745 nt
Organism: Mytilus trossulus (common blue mussel)
Lineage: Eukaryota; Metazoa; Mollusca; Bivalvia; Mytilida; Mytilidae
Product: glucose dehydrogenase [FAD, quinone]-like
Molecular function (GO): flavin adenine dinucleotide binding; oxidoreductase activity, acting on CH-OH group of donors
Source: RefSeq, a predicted model, not a curated record
AUUUCGCCUUUCAGGUGAGCUUUGAUGGAUGCCGGUGAUUCAAGAUAUAUAUUAUAUAGUCUAUACUUUUAGGAAUUAUAGAUCAAUCAAUUGAUGGGAACAGCUGACAUCAAAGCACACACCGAUUGCUGUUGAAUUAGAGUGGUGUAUCUGUUCUAUAGCAAUGUUUACUUAUUGUCGGUUCUUCUUUGUUUAUUUACAUGUUUUCCUUGUUACAAAUGUAUACAAACAAUAAUCUAUUAUGAUAAAAGAUUUCGUCAUUGCAGCACCGACCCAGGGAGACAUAUGAAGUUAGGAUUUUAACUGUGAUUUCAUUUUUUCAUAUUUUCGUUAUAAAAAUGAGUUAGAAAAUGCCAGGAAAUGAUGUUCGAUUUAUAACUGCAGCAAACAUCCACCAUCCUGUGCGAACAUCAAGAGGUACCAUAGCAUGGUGGAUUUUAUUAGGACUUUUCGUUGGACUAUUUGGUGUCGUGUAUGUCCAUACAGUAGGUGUUGGAUAUGCAAUAGUAGAACACAUCAAUGGUACAUAUGACUUCGUGAUAAUUGGUGGCGGAACAGCAGGGUCGGUGCUCGCUAAUCGUCUUUCAGAGGAUCCUGGCAUUAAAGUCCUUGUUUUAGAGGCCGGAGGGGAGGAGGAUAGAAUUCCAAAUGUAGACAUCCCUCUUCUUUCUUCUUUCCUGCGUUAUAAAGAGUUUGAUUGGAAUUACUUUACGGAACCACAGUCAAAAGCAUUCCUAGGAUUCAA